This is a messenger RNA of Blastomyces dermatitidis ER-3, 700 nucleotides long. Its product is annotated as 1-aminocyclopropane-1-carboxylate deaminase. The record is from RefSeq and is a predicted model, not a curated record. Gene Ontology annotation, molecular function: D-cysteine desulfhydrase activity. The transcript has 4 exons. Bases 8 to 700 code for a protein of 230 amino acids. Lineage: Eukaryota; Fungi; Ascomycota; Eurotiomycetes; Onygenales; Ajellomycetaceae.
GCAAGAAAUGAUCUCCGGGUACAUGUACUCCCGAGAGGAUCUCAACUCCGCCCUCGCCUACGGCGGCAACAAAACCCGUAAACUUGAAUAUCUCGUCGCCGACGCCGUCGACCAGCGCUGCGAUACCCUCGUCAGCAUCGGCGGUCCAAAGCAACCAUACCCGGCAGGUAGCCGCGGCAGCUGCGCACGUGGGUCUACGCACCCGGAGCACUGGGUCGACUGGGAGUACCCGGGCUAUGAGACGUCCGGUUUCGGCAUCAAGCAUAAGUCCACCGCGAUGGGGUUGGUGGAGGAGUGUAGAGACCGUUAUUGUGUGUGCGGUGUGUGUGUGCGGUGUGUGUGUGCGGUGACGGGGUCGACGGUGGCGGGGAUGGUUGCCGGGUUUAAGUUGAUUGAGAAGCUGUAUCCGGAGGAGGAGGCGAAGAAGGGCGCGCAUGGCGGGAAGAGGAGGAAGGUGGUUGGCAUCGACGCUUCAGCGAAGCCGGCGGAGACGCGCGCGCAGGUUCUGCGCAUUGCGAAGGAUACGGCUGAGAAGAUUGGGUUGGGUGCUGAACAGAUUACCGAGGAGGAUAUUGUUCUUGACGAGCGGUAUCAUGCGGGGGUGUAUGGCAUUCCGGAUAAGCAGACUUGGGAUAUGGUGAGGCGGGGGAAGAUUAGCAGUGGCCAGCGCCAGCUCGUGGUGUAUAACCCAAGAUGGUGA